This is a messenger RNA of Closterium sp. Yama58-4, 1230 nucleotides long. The record is from the annotation of a GenBank genome assembly. NCBI's taxonomy places the organism in Eukaryota, Viridiplantae, Streptophyta, Zygnematophyceae, Desmidiales, Closteriaceae.
AUGGAGAUUGAUUCCAUGGACGUCUCCAAUGCGUUCCUGCAGGGCGACCUGCACGAGCGCAACUUCCUCCGGCGACCACCCGGGUUCCACGCAGCCUUCCCUGAGAACACUGUCUGGCAGCUGCGUCGCCCGGUCUACGGCUUGAAGCAGGCACCGCGCGAGUGGCAUGCGAAGUUGGCUGCCACCUUAGGGUCUCUCGGCUUCUCUGCUUCCCACUCCGACGCCAGCCUCUUCAUCCGCUCCUCCCCCCGCCGCUUCUUCAUUCUGGUGUAUGUGGACGACAUCCUGCUCUCUGACACGAAGGCCGACAUGGAGCAGAUGAAGCAGUCCCUGCAGCAGCGUCUCAAGUGCAAAGACCUUGGCGCCCUCACCAACUACCUGGGCAUGGCCAUCACCCGUGACCGCUCUGCUCGCACCAUCACCCUCUCCCAGUCCCACUACAUCGGCCAGGUCUUGGAGAAGUUCGACAUGACGCAGGCCAAGCCCGUCUCCAUCCCCCUCCCUUUCGGCCACCACCUCGCUCCACCCACCUCUCCCACCUCCUCCCCUCACCCCUAUGCCGAGCUCGUUGGGUCCCUGAUGUACGCGAUGAUGUGCACCCGCCCCGACCUCGCCUAUCCCAUCAGCGUGCUCGCUCGCUUCGUCGGCACCGGCCGCCACAGUGAGGAGCACUGGAAAGCUGCCAAGCGGGUCCUCCGCUACCUUCGAGGGACCAAGGACCUUGCCCUCACCCUUGGCGGCCCUUCCCCUCCUCUUCUCUCAGGCUUCAGUGACUCCUCUUGGGCUGACACGCAGCCGGACCGCCGCUCCUCCCAGGGCUACGGCUUCACCCUUGGCAGCGGCCUCAUCAGCUGGCGCUCCACCCGCUCCUCCGCCAUCUCUCUCUCCACCUGCGAGGCCGAGCUCUACGCCGGCACCAUGGCCGCUCAGGAGUCCCGCUGGCUCUGCUUCCUCCUUGCCGAGCUUGGCGCUCCCCAGACGUGCCCCACUCUCUGGUGCGACAAUGCCAGCACCAUCCAUCUCACUGAGGACCCUGUCUAUCAUGCCCGCUCCAAGCACAUCGAGCUCCGCUAUUUCUUCAUUCGCGAGCUUGUCCAGAAGGGUCUCAUUGCCGUUCGCAAAAUUGCGACCGAGGCCAACUUGGCCGACAUUUUCACCAAGGCCCUCCUUCGCCCUGCGCACUCCGCUUUCCUCCGCCUCAUCGGCCUCGCUCGCCCGGGCGCUCCUUGA